AUGGCUGAUACCUCUCAGCCUAACUUUGGCAGCUCAUCAUCCGCUACCCCGGCUUCAAGCCCUGGAACCCCACCUGUUGCUCGUCCUUCAUACCAGGAGUUCGCACAGAAAGGCCAGGAACUGCAUAAUCUUCUCUUGGUUGCCACUGGGCCAGAUAAAGACUACGGCUACACAACCAAGCACGAUUCUUACUUCACAUCUGACGAACCCGCGGACCCGUUUUUGGGCGACCAUCUCAAAGUCGGUAAAAAUCUCAAAGUUCCCUUCAUGGCGAUGGGAUUGAGGAACAACAAUGAAUGGAUGCUCAGACAGAUCAUUGGCAAGGAUGUUGAUCUAGAUCAUCCAGGCAAUGUCGUCUAUCACAGCAAAGAACAACAGUCCAUGGUGAUCACGGACAUCUUUAAGGAUGGAUUGGGAGCACAAUUUGAAGGAGAGAACAAGAUCUUUCAUUCCGAGUUUGCUUUCCAUGGCUGGAAACAUUUCAGCGGAGACAACGUCGGAGACCUUCGAUAUGUUGUCAUUGCUCAGAUUCAGAACGAUGCCGCACGACAAACGAUCAAAGACGCCCGUGCCACAAUCAAAAACACUCCAAUGUCAGGCCCGCAAAUCACUUUUCGUGCUGCUGCUCAGGAUAAUGCGGAAUCGCAGGGUUUCUUUGCCUUGGCAGGCACCAAAGUCGGAAAGCUAGUCUUCCGAAUGCUUACCGAUCAUCACACUGAGAUGAAAGAGAGGAGGAUUGCAGCGGUUCAUACUUGGGAUUCCUGUGUUGAAUCACUCGAUCCGGUGUUGAUUUGGGAAUUGGAGUGA
Cadophora gregata is the source of this 807-nucleotide messenger RNA. RefSeq lists its product as uncharacterized. The coding region runs from base 1 to 807 and encodes 268 amino acids. The transcript has a single exon. Lineage: Eukaryota; Fungi; Ascomycota; Leotiomycetes; Helotiales; Ploettnerulaceae. The record is from RefSeq and is a predicted model, not a curated record.